This is a messenger RNA of Cydia strobilella, 2184 nucleotides long. RefSeq lists its product as uncharacterized. The coding region runs from base 186 to 2105 and encodes 639 amino acids. Gene Ontology annotation, cellular component: cytoplasm. Gene Ontology annotation, biological process: positive regulation of transcription by RNA polymerase II; cellular response to stress; canonical NF-kappaB signal transduction. The transcript has 9 exons. Gene Ontology annotation, molecular function: DNA-binding transcription factor activity, RNA polymerase II-specific; RNA polymerase II cis-regulatory region sequence-specific DNA binding. The record is from RefSeq and is a predicted model, not a curated record. NCBI's taxonomy places the organism in Eukaryota, Metazoa, Arthropoda, Insecta, Lepidoptera, Tortricidae.
AUUCGUAUAUAUUAAAAUACGCACUACUUAGUUUUGUUUUUGUUAGAUAAUGUGUAAAACAAAACAGUUGUAAUGUUUGUUUUCGAGCUACGAAUAUUUGUGAAGUGUUGAAAAUAGUAGUUUUACCAUUGGAUUGCCUGGAUUAUUGCAUAAACAUUGAAAAGGCGUGUUAGCCGUAGGACAUCAUGUCAAGCUCGAAGCCAUACGCCACCAUCACAGAGCAGCCUGCGGGCAAGUCGCAGAGAUUCCGCUAUUUAAGCGAGGUCGACGGCGCUCGGUCCGUGGGUUCGAUCCCGGGCGUGAGUAGCACGGCGGAGCGCAGGACCUACCCCACCAUACGCGUCCACGGGCACAAGGGGCCGUUUGUGGUGCUGCUGUCGCUACUCAAUCCCCACAACAACUUAGUUCAUCCCCACAGCAUCACGGGAUCGGAUCCACGAUACACAUGCAGGCAUGGAGUGAUCUUCGUUAUCUCAGACGAACCUGAAGUAGUUUUCAAAAAUAUAGGAAUUCUGUGUGUUAAGGGGAAGACCGAGAAAGACGUUAAAUCAGCGUUAAAAAGUCGCAAGGAGAUGAAUAUCGACCCUUUUGGAGCCGGAUUCUCGCACAUAUAUGACCAUCGCCAAAUCAACUUCACGGCAGUCCGUCUCUGCUUCCAAGUGUUUCUGCCGGGACUGAACUGGACUCCGGCCGACCGUAUGGACUUGCUGAAAUACGACAGAGGUCUAGCUCCUGUCGCGUCGGACGUCGUAUACGACGCAAAGAAACUAAAUGAUCUCAAGAUCGUCCACGUUACGACCAUUGCUGGGCCCCUAACGGGAGGGGCUGAAAUGACGUUGCUUUGUGAUAAGUACACAGGGCAGAACCCGGACGUGGUGUUCGAUGACGGACGGGGGUGGUCGCAAACUGCCCCAGCCCAGAUUUACCAUAAGCAGCUGGCGAUAGUGUUCAAGGCUCCCCCCUAUCGGGAAGAGCGAGACCCCAGAAGCCCCGACUAUCUUCAGGUGCAGGUGUACCUGCAGCAGUGUAGCGAACGUGGCGUGUUGCGCAGUCAGCCCGCCACCGUGAAGUAUAUCUUGUCUGAGAAGAACGGCCCGCUUCAGUUUCCUAAACCGACUCAAUUGGAGAAGCCAAGGAUAUCAUUGAAACAAAUAAGAAUGCACCGGCAGUCUCCCGGCAGCCCUGAAGACAGCCAUCAGAAGCGAGGGCGCAACUCGAAGGAAGACCACAUCACCUCCCAAACGGAUGUCAAGUCUGAUCAUACUGCGUCAGGCCAGGCUGAUGUCGGUGGAAGAGCUGAUGCGAUACCUUUAUUUGACCCAGAAAAUCCAGAAUUAUUAACGCAGGAAUGGAUUAACAAUAUUGAUCUUCUCGGUUUCAAAUAUAAUUGGUCGGACACUGUGAAAGCAUUUUACAUGCAAAAGAGGUUAACUGGAAUAGCUAAAGAUUGGCUCUCGUCAAUACGUCACAGUGACAAUUUGACCUGGCCCGAAUGGAAAGACAAAUUGUUAGAAGCCUUUCCUUCUCGGAGAGUAAGCUACCUGGAUCUCCUGCAUCGGAGGUCGAAAAUGAUUAUAGAAGAUAAAAGUAAAAUAAAAGCGAACAGGGUGCACGAGAUUAAUGCCAAAAGAGCAUAUGCUUGUCUCAUUGAAGGUUGGCCUUUACAAAUGAAGACUCCAGCUCAUUGGGGCCACUACGACAACGGGUACGAUACGCAACACUCUUUACACCCUGAUUACUUAUACCUCGCAGAUAGAGAAGACCCUCGAAUUAACGCUCCGCAGAUUCGACCGAUAAAUUUGAAUAAAGCUGAUCAUAAAUUCGGCAUGAGCAGAUAUGACGCGAUCAGUCCAGAUGAAGAGAGGAGAGGAUCCUGUUGUUGUAAUGAUGAUAAGGCUUGUAUGCUAAAUCGUUGUUCAACAAUUAGGCAAAAUGAAAUGAGACCAUCGUGUAUCAUUCAACGCAAUCAGAUACCCGUAGACAGAAGCUGGCAUCAGCCGUGCUCUACAUUAACGUCUAGCUCCUCCUCGCCGUCGAUUGCCAACCCGGCACCGGAUUACUCGAAUGACCAGGAUUCACGCGAGCCAAAGAAUCUGACUGUAUGAUAAUAGUCUAAAAUUCUAAAUAAUAAGCUAGAUGCGUAAAUGCAUUUACCCCUGCGUCAAAUGGGGAGGCGUCGUGGUU